Molecule: messenger RNA, 1425 nt
Organism: Malania oleifera
Lineage: Eukaryota; Viridiplantae; Streptophyta; Magnoliopsida; Santalales; Ximeniaceae
Product: F-box protein At1g67340-like
Exons: 3
Coding region: 46-1218 (390 amino acids)
Molecular function (GO): protein binding
Source: RefSeq, a predicted model, not a curated record
UUAUAUAUAAAAGGAAAAUCUCAAAGCAAAAACAUAUAUAAGAAGAUGAAACAGAGGGACGGUUUUGCUUCCAAUACCCAUACCCAUACCUCCACUCUCUCCUCCUCCUCCUCCUCCUCCACCGCCAUCGCCACCACCAUCACCAGCUCCACCGCCGCUCCCAAGAUCGAAUCCCUCCAACAACUAAUGGUUUCCAGAAAAAAAUCCAGAACUAUUUUAUCCCGAAUCCCCCUCAAAUCCGAUCCUUUCGAUCAACUGCCCGACGAUCUCGUCGUCUGCAUCCUCUGCAAGCUCAGCUCCGUCGCCGCCUCUCCUUCCGACCUCCUCAGCGUCCGUAUCACGUGCAAGAGACUGAAUCGAUUGGGUGCUUAUCCUUUGGUGUUGUCCAGUGCGGGUGCCGGAGCUUUCGACAUUGACGCCGGAAAAUGGUCGGAAUCCGCUCACCGGUUUCUGAAACAGUGCGUCGCCGCCGGCAACGUCGAGGCCUACUACACUCUCGGCAUGAUCCGAUUCUACUGCUUGGAGAACCGCGAGAGCGGUGCUUCUCUGAUGGCGAAGGCCGCAAUGAGGUCCCACGCGCUCGCUAUGUACUCGCUCGCCGUGAUCCACUUCAACGGCAGCGGCGGCUCCAAGGGCGCCAAGGACUUACGCGGCGGCGCCGCGUUGUGCGCACGCGCCGCCGCCCUCGGCCACGUCGACGCCCUACGCGAGCUCGGCCACUGCCUCCAGGACGGCUAUGGCGUGCGCCAGAACGUGCCCGCUGGGAGGCGCCUCCUCGUGCAGGCCAACACGCGCGAGCUCGCCGCCGUGCUCCGCCGAUUGUCUCCGUCGUUCGUGAACUCGCUGCUGACGCAGCAGCCGGACCACCAUGCCCGGCUUCACCACCCCGGCCGGCGAUGCCCCAUCCUGAGCGACUACGGGUGCGACCUGCCUGUCCCUGAGCCACACCCGGCGAACCGGUUCCUGGUGGGGUGGUUUGGCCUCCGGGGAGGGUCGCCGGGCCCGGGCCCGGGCCUGGGCCUGGGCCUGAGGCUCUGCUGCCACGGCGGAUGCGGGCGGCGCGAGACCCGAGCCAACGAAUUCCGGCGGUGCUCUGUCUGCAACAAAGUGAACUACUGCUCCCGGGGUUGCCAGGCGCUGGAUUGGAAGAUGCGGCAUAAGGAACAAUGCGCACCCACUGAUCAGAGAGAGGAAGAAGAUGAAGAUGUUGCAGGGUAAUAAUUUUUUAAAAUUUUCUUACUUUUGAAGGACUUUAAUAGGGUUUAGGGUUUGUUUGUGUACAGAAUGUUAGGGAUUUUGAUUUGGACUUUGGGGAGGGGGGUUAGAUUGGUCCCAUUGAGAAAAUGGAAGGGGUAGUUUAGGAAAAGAAAUUUUUUUUUUGUUUUUUGUUUUUUGUUUUUGUGGAAAUUUAAAUGGAUUGUUUUA